Messenger RNA from Hydractinia symbiolongicarpus, 3612 nucleotides. Its product is annotated as neuronal acetylcholine receptor subunit alpha-2-like. Gene Ontology annotation, cellular component: membrane; neuron projection; synapse. The coding region runs from base 1451 to 2728 and encodes 425 amino acids. The record is from RefSeq and is a predicted model, not a curated record. Gene Ontology annotation, molecular function: transmembrane signaling receptor activity; neurotransmitter receptor activity; extracellular ligand-gated monoatomic ion channel activity. The transcript has 7 exons. Gene Ontology annotation, biological process: chemical synaptic transmission; nervous system process; signal transduction. NCBI's taxonomy places the organism in Eukaryota, Metazoa, Cnidaria, Hydrozoa, Anthoathecata, Hydractiniidae.
CAUUCCAGGCAAAAACAUUACAUUAAUCACCCGGUAAGGUCGUCAGUUCAAUCUCCGCUUGGUCUUUGCAACACUGUUAGUGACAACGACGAAUAUUGAGGAGAACGUACUUUUUAAAAGGCCCUUCGUAGUCAAAUCUUAAAUAUGCAUCGUUGUCGCUAUUAUCUCUAUGCACCUUUCGCUAAUUUAAAUUUAAAAUUAUUCAAAUUUGGUGGGUUUUAUGUUGAACUGAAACUGGCACUGUUUUGAAGAUAUCGUUGUUACGGUCAAAAGGUUUAUAAAUUUGCUACCUUUUUUUACAAUCUCGUUUCCAAAGAGAGGCCAAGUAAAAAGGAAUAUACCUCAUGAUAAUCUUCUACGAGGUCAAUCAAUAAAAAAGACUAGGAAAUGCAAAAAAAAUAAAUUCAGAAAGCAUUUUAAUAUAUUUUUAAGUUUUUUAUAAUUAUGUUUUACUUUCGCAUGAUUGGGUAAAAAAUGCUCCCUCGUGUUCAAGCGAAUCUCCUGAUACAGGUUGGGCUGCUUAGAGAUAAUCCGACGUUAAUUAAAAACUCGGAAAUACUCUCGUUACCAAUCUCGAUACGUCGACUGCAUAGAUAGACGACAAAAGAAAUCUGUGAAUGAAAUCGUUUUUAAUAUCUUCCCUUAUUUAAUUCCUGCGGAGAAAUUAAUCUUUUAUUUUUAUUUUUCUAUGACAUAAUUUUCCCUUUUUUUGUAUAACUUUAUUAACGUUAGAUGAAUGCUAACACAGUCGACAACAAAUACAACGCUGAGUAGCGGAAGGCUGUAUUGAUCUACAACGUUCGACAUAUAAUAAUCUCUCGCAAGUUUUUAUAGUUUUUUUUUUAUUAUUAACUUUAUUCUAUUUUUAUUCAGUUUGUGAUUUGACCAAUGAUCAGUUCUUCCAUUUUUGUGAUCAUGCUGUCGAAGCUUUUCACUGAUUGUUUUAUUUUUACUUGAUUUUUUCCAUUUUUUUUGGUUUUAAUUUAGUUAUUUUCGCCUGUAAAACAUCGCAUCCGGGGCUUUUUUUCUCUUUCAUUACAGACCUGCUGAUAAAUACAAUUUAUGAAAUUAGGCAAUUUUGUAGGAAGAAGAAGAGCCUUAUUCGUAGAAGCCGGUUAAUUGCAACCUCGUCCCCAGGGCACCUUUUAUGUUUUUUGACACCGGAACGGCGACAGUUACAUUUUUUGAUUUCAAUGCUCUGGGAAAAUAUUUAACUAAACAUAUUGGUUAUUCAAUAUAUCUUUAUAUUUUUUAUUGAUUAUAAUUUUAGUGAUAACUGUAAAGAAAGUUAAUUAUUAAAAUCUGAUAUUGUGUUUUAAACAAGGAAGACCUGGUCUCCCAGGAAAUUUACUAAAUAGUUUAUCAUGUACAUAAUUUUUUUUUAUCCUAUUUCGAUUCCUUUUUUGCAGAUGAAUGUAUAAAAGACAUUUAUUUUAACUAUCAUUUUGUGAUGAAGGCUUACACAUCAAGAACAAAGCUUGUUCGUGUCUGCAUCGUGUCUAUCCUUAUAUCAGGAGUUUUAUGCUCACUUAAAUACGAAAAAAUUCUUUAUGCUAAGAUUUUGAAUGAUGCGAAUUAUAUUCCUGAUGUACUUCCUGAGCCUAAACACGAAGAACCUGUCAAAGUUCACCUGGAUGUUCGAAUUAAAAAACUCAUCAAGUUGGACGUGAGGGAACAAAUACUAAAGGUCAAUGCUUUUACGAUAAUGAGAUGGACAGAUCCACAAUUGGCAUGGGACCCUUCUAAAUUUGACAAUAUUAGAUACAUCACAGUCGCGAGUGAGAAAAUUUGGACACCAGAUAUUAUGUUGUACAACACUGCUGACGAUGAAAGUAACGCACAUACAGACUACUACAAAACAAAAGCUACCAUUUACGCCGACGGUGACGUAAUGUGGGUCGCUCCAGUCACGUGGCAAGUGUCGUGUAGUUUUGAUGUCACGUGGUUUCCGGUUGAUAAACAAUCUUGUAAUAUGACAUUUGGUUCGUGGACAUAUACAUUUCAUCAGGUAGAACUAACGCCCUUGACGAAACAUGGAGGAGACGAGGACCACGAACAUUUUAUGAUCAAAAAUGGCGAAUGGAAGGUUCUGGAAACGAAGAUUCACUAUCAAAAUAUAAGCUUUUCUUGUUGCGACGAACCCUUCUCGGCUGUCAUUUAUGAAGUGGUUAUCUCUCGAUUAUCGCUGUAUUAUUUCAUGUACAUUUUACUUCCACUUAUCUCACUUGCCUUCCUCUUUCUUAUGGUGUUUUUCAUACCAUACGACACUGAGCGGAUGGGUUUUGGCGUCACCAUCCUGCUUAGUAUAACAGUUUAUCUGCUCGUGAUAUCGGAAGAAUUACCGGAAAAAUCGGAUGAUAAAUCAAUGCUUGGUAUUUGCUUUAUAAUUGAAUUUUACCUAUUGUGUGCAGCACUGGCUUUGUCUCUACUGACUACCAAUUUGUCAAGAAGGAAGACACAACCCUCUGGGCUUUUGAUGACACUGCACAACAAACUAACAAGAAAACCGAUAAUUCAGUCGGAAAAACCGGAAAUCGAAUUAGAAGCUUUGAAUCCAGAGAAAGCCUUUACAGACAAAAUAUUAGAGGAGAAGAACUUCAACGAACAGUGGAAAAAUGUUGCGAUAAUGUUAGAUAAAUUCUUCUUUGUUUUGGUGGCCAUGUUGAUGGGGAUAAUUCCUAUAAUUGUCACCUUAAGUCUUAACAAAAGUGGUCUUGGUUCAGUGUAAGUAAAAAUAUAUAGUCAGAAGACCCAGUAUAAUUUUUCUUACCACUGGGAAAUCGGAAUACUAAGGUGGAAAAAGUAUAAAAUGAUUUCGGGUUCCUGUUAUAGAGUAGUCUUAAACUGCCAAGGAUUUCUACGCCCUGGCUCAAAAGCUUCUGCAAAGUUUUCUCACUCACAAAAGUUUUUGUCUUCACAAGUUUUACAGCGAUUCGAUCAGAACUUAGUGAACAUAGUGAACUCUCCACCAUAGACAGGAGCUUAUAUAAUUUGUAGGGCUCUCUUCAUCGAGAUAUGAAUGAAGGAAACAAGAUAUCUAACGUGUUGGACCAGCAGAGUAGAGCUCAAUAUUUGAUAAUUUUGAAUAUCGAGGUGAAGUACUGAAAGAGCACAGUGCAUCAAUAACCUCGUUCCCAGGAUCUCUUGCUUUUUACAUUGGGAGGGAAAUGCAAAAUCUUAAUGUAAAAAAGGCUCCUGGGAAGGAGUUUAAUGCAUCAGUACCCGCACAAUUACUGAGAGCCAUAAAAAUCAACCCACGACUUUUAGUUUAUAUUAACAAAAAAGGUUGCACGUUUGUUUUUUAGCCACACUUUUAAACAAUAUUUUAUUUUUUAAAUAUUUUUUUUUGCAUUUAUUUUUUUAUUUGGACAAGGAGAUGUAUAAUAGAUAUAUGUCUUUAGAAAUUAAAACACGUGUCAUUCUUCACUGUGUCUGUUGUCAUCUGCUUACCACCGAAGAUGGGAGGAGCGCAAUGCCCACCAAAACAAAAGAGAAGUAAACUGACUUAGGUAAUUUGUUGUAGAUGUCUGCUGAAAUGAAAUUAAAUAAAAUCUACAAAUUUUUUUUUAAAUUGGCCAGUCCACAGAGUAAAACUUUACAAGCAAAACAUAA